AUGUACAUCGAGUUAACAGGCCUCGUUGUCUGCGAGUUUUUGUGCGAAGGAUUCGAUUCGACUCUCCCACCUGAUGUUGAUUUGAAAGCUGGUGAGCAAGACGCGGGUGACAAUGAAAUGGUCACUUUAGUAUCCGGCUUUACUGCUCCAUCCUAUUUCCCCGUAUGA
Messenger RNA from Plasmopara halstedii, 168 nucleotides. RefSeq lists its product as uncharacterized. The record is from RefSeq and is a predicted model, not a curated record. The transcript has 2 exons. NCBI's taxonomy places the organism in Eukaryota, Oomycota, Peronosporomycetes, Peronosporales, Peronosporaceae. The coding region runs from base 1 to 168 and encodes 55 amino acids.